Messenger RNA from Hydra vulgaris (swiftwater hydra), 369 nucleotides. RefSeq lists its product as uncharacterized. The record is from RefSeq and is a predicted model, not a curated record. Lineage: Eukaryota; Metazoa; Cnidaria; Hydrozoa; Anthoathecata; Hydridae.
AUGGGAACUCAAAGACGAGCAACAAAGCUAGCCCCUGAACUAAAACAUCUAAGUUAUACCGAAAGAUUGACAAAGUUGGGCCUCACAACUCUGGAAACAAGACGUAUAAGAGGAGAUCUCAUUGCUUUCUUCAAACUAACAACUAGGAUUGAUAAGAUAUUGUGGUAUAAAGAGCCUAAUAAAGCUUCUUCCCAGAGACUUCGAGGUCAUCCAAUGAAAUUUGAAAGAGAAUUUGCAAAAACAACACCGAGACAUAAUUUUUUUACGAACAGAGUGAUACCUCAUUGGAAUGCUUUACCUGAAAAAGUGGUUUCUGCAAUGACAGUAAAUUCUUUUAAAGCUAGACUAGAUAAACGGCUGUUAAAGUAA